Molecule: messenger RNA, 2814 nt
Organism: Symbiodinium natans
Lineage: Eukaryota; Dinophyceae; Suessiales; Symbiodiniaceae
Source: the annotation of a GenBank genome assembly
AUGCUGGACGAGCUGCAACGAUGUCUUGGUACGUUUCAGGCUGCGAAGGCCAAGAACGCAAUCGAACGUCUGAAUCAAAACCAGAACCUCUCUGGGCUCUUGCUUCCAGGCACUCCAUUUGCGAAUGCGCUGUACGCGGACAUCUCCGAAUCGUCUGCAGCUGCAUCGAAAUGGGACCCGCUACAGCGACCAAAGCCCAAUGCCGAGGCUGACAUCAGCCAGGCUUCGCGUGAGCAAGAUCUUGGAACCGCCACGUACACUACAAAGGGGCCCACCCCAGACGAAGACCAGAGUCUGAAGCUGAACCGCUCGCAGGAGGCAGCCCUUCGGCUGGUUCUGGAGAGGCGACGGCGCUUCAGUCUUGUCCAGGGGCCACCAGGUACAGGAAAAACGACGACAGCCGUGUCAAUCAUAUGUGGGUGGCUGAGGACGAGAAGGGGGCCAGUUCUGGCAAGCGCCUUCAGCAAUCGCGGAACCGACAACUUGGCAGAGGUGUUGCACAGCCUGGGCGUGAAGGUUCUGAGGAUGGGUCUCUGUCCACAGGACCGACCAUACUCGUUCGAGACACGCCUACGUGAGUGCGGCAAGCAGCGUGGCGACGCAGGAAUGCGACAUGUCAUGGAAACCAUCGAUGUUGUGUGUGCGACCUGUAUUGGCUGUGGAAUGGGCCCGCUGGACAAGAUCAAGUUUCCUUUUGUUGUUAUCGACGAAGCCGCACAAGUCAUUGAGCCUGCAGUCAUCCUGCCUCUGGGCAAGGGCGCCGUGCAGGCGGUCUUAGUCGGCGAUCAAUGCCAGCUCCCUGCGACGGUGUUGUCCCAGGAGGCCCAGAAGGGCGGCUUGGAUAUCUCCAUGUUCGACCGCCUGCUAUCCAUGGGAAUGGAGGUGCAGUUCCUCAGCGAACAGUACCGGAUGCACCCGCAGAUCGCGUCUUUUCCUUCGUGGCGCUUCUAUCGCGGUGACCUGAAGAGCGCUGUGCAGGAAUCAGAUCGGCAGCUCCCGCGGGGGUGUACCUUGACCACCCAUGUGGCGCUCCUACACGUGGAGGCCCGCGAGCAGUCCAGGGGUGCAUCGAAGAGGAACGCUGACGAAGCAUCUUGUGCAGCCUGGCUCGUCGAGCAAAUGAUGAGGCUUUACGGCCGACUGAAAGGUGAUGAGAUCGGUGUCAUCUCUCCAUAUGCCGCGCAGGUUUCCGAGAUCCGAAACGCGCUGCCACGAGAUGCCAGGGAUGCUGUGCAAGUCUCUUCAGUCGAUGCCUUCCAGGGCUGCCAGAAGGACAUAAUCAUUCUCAGCCUAGUCCGCGCGAACCCGCGUGGGGAUGUCGGGUUCGUGUCGGACUGGCGACGGCUGAAUGUUGCCUUCACGCGAUCACGGAAGCUUUGUCUCAUCUUGGCACAUUUGCCGACCUGGCUGAGUACAGAGAGUGCCCUCUUGAGGGAUUGGAUUGGCUUCCACCCGGCCAAUGUGGCAGAGGUCAAGUCGUUCCAGAAGAGCGGCCGCGUUGUUGGUCUAGGCGCUUUGCCUGCAGAGCUGGAGAAGCAGGUGGGGCUGUUGCGGGAGGAGUUCGCCAAGAAUCGCCCAGCAGCAGCCAAGCUUCCGCGGGUGUCAGUGGCGGCAAAGGGAGGUGGCACGGAUGCGGCUGCAACGAAGAGGAAGAACUUGGAAGCUGGCCGGGCGCUGUCUGAAGCCAUCAGCAAAGUAGACGAAGGCCUGCUUGAGGCAGCGCUCAGCAAGGCCAUUGAUGCUGGCAUCCAGAACAGCACUGUGGAAGAAGCCGAGGACUUGCUGCGGCGCAUCGUUUCGCUUCGAGAGCUGAAUGUGGCCGCGAGUGGGGAUGACGAGUCAGUUCUACAGGCUUCCAUUUUCUUAGCACGGCAGUCUGGUGUCAGCGAGACUGACAUCGCGCAGGCAGAGGAAAACUUCAAUUUGACCCUCAAGGCUGCCCUCGAGGAGCGCCUGAGCAAAGAGCGCAAGGAGAAAGCCUCAGCCCGCCUCAGGGAGGCAACGGGCGGCCGAAACAUCAGCGCCUUGAAAAGCGCCAUUGAGCAAGCUCGUGCCGAGGAUGCUGCUUCCGAAGAAGACUUUCAGGCCGCAGAGGAUGCCCUCACCCGGCUUCUUCAAGAAGAAGCAGCCAGGAAAGCUCCUGCACCAAUGGAGCCAGAACCAACAGAACCGGAACCACCGGAGCCGGAACCAGAUGUCCCGGCAGCGGUCAAGCGCGAAGCGCCACAAGCAGCCAAGGCGGAGGACCUCCCCACAGGAAGGCCGAUUCCCAAGGUCCCUGGCAUUAAGCGGAUGCAGCUGCGUGUGCUGGACAAAGUUGGUUGCGGCAUGACUUUGCAGACAACGAAGUGGGGAAUGGUUGUCGAGGAAGUGGAAGCCAAGCCGGGGCAGCCUCUCCUGAAGGCUGGCGAUUGCAUUGUCGAGGUAGAUAAGCUUUCCCUCGUCGGGCUGCCCGAGGAUGUCUGCGAGGACACAUUCGGCACUGCCUUUCGGCAUGGUGUUUGGGUUUCUGCUGUCUCGGGUGCUGAGGCGGGUGUUAAUCGGGAUGACCUUGAUGCAGCCGAGUACGCAUACGACAAGUUCUUCUCCAUGUACGGUUUGGCCGAGGCUCACAGCGAGGUAGCACUGCGCGUGGCCAUCAUGGAGGUGCUCGUCGGACUUGCAUGCUGGGAUGUACUGCUGGGCACCAUGUUGCCGAGUCUAAUUUUGGUGCGAAGGCACGAGCUGCUGGCGUGGAAGCAGCUCUUAUCUCAGAGGCAGAGAUGCGCCUCAGGCGGGACCCUCAGGAAGCCUACGCAAAGUAAUGGUCUCUGA